Messenger RNA from Malaya genurostris, 1717 nucleotides. RefSeq lists its product as uncharacterized. Bases 104 to 1168 code for a protein of 354 amino acids. The transcript has 2 exons. The record is from RefSeq and is a predicted model, not a curated record. Lineage: Eukaryota; Metazoa; Arthropoda; Insecta; Diptera; Culicidae.
CCUGGCGGGCUACCGAACACCAUCCAGUACCCAGUUGGACUUCAGUUCGGUCUUUAACCCACCACCACCACCACCACCGCACCAGCAUCGUAGGAGCAUCACAAUGAAAUUUUUGGUGUUAAUAGGUAUAGCGACACUGCUGGUUUGCAGUGUAGCGGCCGAAGAAAAAAAGGCCGAAGAAGCUAAGCCAGUCGAACAGGCUGAGAAAAAACAGGACAAACGUGGACUCUUCGACCACGACUUCGGUGGACAUGAUUUCCACGAGUUUGAGGGACACCAUGAACACCAUCACGAACACGUUGAUUUCCAUCCUCAUCAUGAGAAAACUUUAACCGUGGUGAAGAAGGUCGCCGUUCCGUACCCAGUCGAGAAGCACAUCCCAUACCCGGUCGAGAAACACAUUCCUUACCCGGUUAAGGUGGGAGUACCAAAACCAUACCCCGUGUACAAGACCGUUCACUAUCCGGUCAAGGAAAUCGUCAAGGUUCCAGUUCAUGUCCCAGCUCCAUACCCAGUAGAGAAGAAGGUUCCAUACCCAGUCCAUGUUCCAGUUGACAACCCAGUCCCCGUCAAGGUAUACGUACCAGCCCCAUACCCAGUGGAAAAGAAGGUCCCAGUACCAGUGAAGGUCCAUGUCCCAGCUCCAUACCCAGUUGAGAAGAAGAUCCUUGUGCCAGUCAAGGUUCCAGUUCAUGUUGAAAAGCCAUACCCAGUCGAAAAGGUUGUCCACUAUCCAGUCCAUGUUCCAGUUGACCGUCCAGUUCCAGUCCAUGUGCACAAACCAGUACCAGUUCCGGUAGAAAAACCAGUCCCAUACCCUGUCAUCAAGAAGAUCCCGUACCCAGUCCAUGUCCCAUAUGACCGUCCAGUCCCAGUGCACGUGGAGAAACCUGUGCCAGUUCCAGUCAAGGUGCCCGUGCCAGCCCCAUACCCAGUAGAGAAGCACGUGCCAUAUCCAGUGUACAAGAAUGUGCCUUAUCCAGUCAAGGUCCCGGUCGACCGCCCAAUUCCCUACACCGUUGAGAAACAUAUUCCAUACGAAGUCGAGAAACCCGUCCCGUAUCCAGUUAAGGUUCCAGUCCAUGUUCCAGUACACCACGAGGAACAUCAUCACGAAGAAAUCCAUCAUUACGAAGGACACGAUGAGCAUGAUUUCCACCACGAAUAAGCAAAAAUUGUGAUAAAAUUCCCUCCCUUCCUCCCCCAACUAAGCCCGUAUUAAGAGAAAAACGUUUCCUCGUUCCUGUUUUUUUUUUUCAUCUUCUUCCCGGCCCCGUCCAGAAUAUUCAACUAACCCCUCCAACGAAACUAACCUCUCAUCUCUACCAAAACAAGAAUGAUCUGACUUUCAACCCAUUCAUCAAUACGUUAACGAUCGUGAUAUUGACUAAGUUACCAUUCGUGUUACGCGUAGCAACUAAACAGACUACAAAUACUCACCCCGCAGAAAGCAAAACCCAUCGCAUCAAGUAAUCGAAACAUUUCGACGACGACCAACAGAGAGUGACUUUCCGUUUCGAAGGAAAGUCAGCUCGUUUUCAAUUAAUUUUUCUCGUCCAUACUAUAAAACAAAACAACAAAAAACUGAGCGAAAGAAACCGAAUUGUUAUUUGUUUCACCAUUAUUAUUAUUAUUAUAUUGUAUCAAUCGACCGAGGAGAGUGAAAAAAGCGUUGAAAAAAACCUUAUUGAAAAAAAAAAUAUACCAAAAAUAGUAA